Molecule: messenger RNA, 1613 nt
Organism: Nilaparvata lugens (brown planthopper)
Lineage: Eukaryota; Metazoa; Arthropoda; Insecta; Hemiptera; Delphacidae
Product: saccharopine dehydrogenase-like oxidoreductase
Exons: 10
Coding region: 148-1437 (429 amino acids)
Biological process (GO): glycolipid biosynthetic process
Cellular component (GO): plasma membrane; mitochondrion; lipid droplet
Source: RefSeq, a predicted model, not a curated record
UUUAUAUAAAGGCUGGCUGCUUGCUGCGAGUCAAGUUUUCAAUCGGUUGCGCUUAGCUGCAGUAUCAUCCUUCAUCCCCCGUCGGUCGGCAACAGAGUCUAGUUCGUUUUAGUUUGUGUUUUUCUAUCACAAUUCUAUUUGAUCAGAAUGGCUGCCGAUCGGCUGGAUUUGGUGGUGAUGGGAGCGACUGGCUUCACGGGGAAGCAUGUGGUCAGAACUGUGAUGGACCUGGCGAGAGAACGCGGAGGCUUCUCUUGGGGAGUGGCGGGGCGCAAUGAGCACAAGCUGCGCAAGCUCAUGGAAACUCUCACGUCAACUACAGGACAAGAUGUGACCAAAGUUCCUGUUUUAAUUGCCGACAUCAAUGAUGAAGUAUCACUCAAAGAAAUGACUAAGCAAGCACGUGUGAUUCUGAACUGUUGUGGACCGUACAGGUUCUAUGGAGAGAAAGUCAUAAAAGCUUGUAUCCAAACCAAGACCCAUCACGUUGAUGUUGCGGGAGAGCCUCAGUAUAUGGAGGAGAUGCAAUUGCAUUAUCACGAUGCGGCUGCCGAGCAGGGUGUUUACAUAAUAAGUGCCUGCGGUCUAUCGGGAGUUCCAGCUGAUGUCGGGGUUGUACAAUUCUCAAAACUGUUUGAUGGAAUUGUCAACGAUUUGGAUUUCUUCAUCAGCUUCGAAUACACCGGAACAAAAAAUAUUGGAACGCCAGUGCAUUAUGCUACAUGGGAAUCAGCCGUCCAUGGACUUGCAAACUUGGAUCAACUCAUGGCUGCCAGGAAGAAACUAUUUUCAAUACCAUUCCCAAAACUGAAACCGGCAUUGAAAAAGAGGGGACUGCUGCACAAGAGCGCGGAGAUAGACGGCUGGUGUCUGCGCUUCAGCGGUGCCGACCGAUCAGUGGUCCGCCGGAGUCAGCACUUUCUCUACAAGCACGAGGGCCGGCGACCCAUCCAGUGCGAGGCCUAUGUCUCUGUCGGCAACCUCUUCUUCACUGUCUUUGUCAUGCUCUUUGUGGCCGUUGUCGGCUGUAUCGCUAUUUACGGCAACAAAUUCAUGAGGAAACUCUUGCUCAAGUAUCCAGGACCGUUUUCACUGGGAACCGUUAGUCAUAAAGGACCUUCCGAAGAAGAGAUGAACAAUGUUAUAUUCCAUAUGACAUUCCAUGGCAGGGGAUGGAGUGAGAAGAACAUUGAGAAAGACCACUCGGCACCCCCCAACAAGGAAAUGAUCAUGAGGCUGACAGCGAAAAAUCCAGGAUACGGACUGACGUGCAACGCUCUAGUGCUCGCUGCUAUGACAAUUUUGACUGAGAAGGAUUCGAUGCCCGGAAGAGGAGGAGUGAUCUCACCAGGAGCAGCGUUCGCCAACACGACUUUUGUCGAGCAACUGCAGGCUCAUGGUGUCGACAUACAAGUUCUUUCCAAAAAGAAAAUCUAAUUUCGAUACUCGAGAUCAUUUUUCUCAACUGUAAAUACCAUUUUCAAAGUAACUCAUGCUCAUGGCACUCUUUUCUGAAUAACUUUAUUGAUAGUUAGGUUUACUCGGUGAAAUAGGAAGCAUAGAUUUAAGUGAAAAGUAGUUAUGUAAGAGAAUAAAAAGUAUGCUUGAAUCUA